AAAAAGACGCGAAACCUCUCUUCCUCUUCCACCACCGCUGGGUCCCGCCCCGCGGCGGCGGCGGAACCGAACCCCGGCCGGUGCGGUGAUGGAGCGCGAGCGCCGCGCGCCAGCGGCGGCGGCGGCGCUGUGGGGGCACAAGCACCUCCACCUGCUGGCGCGCGCGGGGUCCAAGGAGUCGCUGGAGUACAUCCUGCAGGCGCUCUGGCGCACCCGCCGCACCGGCCUCGACGCCGCCGACCGCGCCGUGGUCCGCGACGCCCUCCAGCUCGCCUCCUACGCCGAGAUCGACCCCCUGCUCGUGUGCCUGAGGAUACUGAUCAGGCGGUGCGCCAGCGAGGACGUCUCCAAGGACGACAUCCCCAAGCUCUUCCCCGACGAGGUGCCGCCCGAGUUGCAGAAGCUGCUCACGUUGCUGCUGCAGAAGUUCCAGCCAGAGUGGCAGGAGGAUGCUUCAAAGGAUCAGGCAUCUACCCCACAUACAGGCACUGCAGAAUGUCAGUUGAACCAGAAUGGAGACACAUCAGAGCAGCCAGCUGCUUCUGAUGCAGAGGCAUCUAACCUGCAUUCCGGCACUGCAGAAUGUCAGAUGAACCAGAAUGGAGACACAUCAGAGCAGCCAGCUGCUUCUGAUGCAGCAGCGCUUCAAAAUGGCACCACAUCUGUUAAGGAUGCUAUAAAAGCACGAGAGAAAGAAGUGGAGAAGUUUCCAUUGGCUAAGGAUUCUUUGGAUAAAAUGCUCAAGGAAUUGUUCUCAACAAAGGACCAAAUGCCAGUUGCUGGCAGUAGCAAUGGUCAUCAAGAGGUAGCAGGAAGCACUUCUAAAAUGUGACGGGAUUUGGCAACAUCAUUAGUUUAGUCUAGUGCUUGUUAGUAAUUUGGCAUAACAAUGCCUGGUUGUGUUAGUUCGCUCUAGAUGGUUGCGGACUUGUGGCAACUGCAUUCCGUUUCUGCCAAGUUCUAAUGUAAAUCGAAAGGAUGUUCCUGAGUCUUGACGACUUGUAAAUUGAUACUACUACAUGUUUUUAAGUCCAUUGCUGGUAUCGGUGCCGUGGCAUACUUAAACUGAUUCUUCCAUUUACAUUGCUGGGAA
Panicum virgatum (switchgrass) is the source of this 1093-nucleotide messenger RNA. RefSeq lists its product as uncharacterized. NCBI's taxonomy places the organism in Eukaryota, Viridiplantae, Streptophyta, Magnoliopsida, Poales, Poaceae. The transcript has 6 exons. The coding region runs from base 89 to 832 and encodes 247 amino acids. The record is from RefSeq and is a predicted model, not a curated record.